This is a messenger RNA of Vespa mandarinia (Asian giant hornet), 4297 nucleotides long. RefSeq names its product neurexin-4 (gene Nrx-IV). NCBI's taxonomy places the organism in Eukaryota, Metazoa, Arthropoda, Insecta, Hymenoptera, Vespidae. The record is from RefSeq and is a predicted model, not a curated record.
CCUUUUUCAAGUGAAAUCACGUAACGUCUGUAUAUGACACACAUUAUAUACAUAUGUGUUCCAUUAGUAGUAGUAAUAGUAGUAGUGUAGUAGUAGUAACAACGAUUGAGUGAGUCCUUCUCUUAUAACGGAUGGGAAUUUGGGCAAUGAAAGGAUGAACACUUUCAAUUGUUUUGUGGUCGUCUUUGCUCUUGCGGCAAAUUCAUUGACAAACGCAUAUGAUUACGAAUGUAAUGUGCCUCUUUUGGAUAGAGCUCAUUUAACAGCAACUACUUCUUUACCGGAAAGAGGACCUAACAAUGCAAGACUUAACGGCGGAAACGCAUGGACGGCUAGCAGCUCAGACUUUGGCCAAUACCUGAUUAUUGACUUGGGUCAAGUAAUGAAUAUCACGGCUGUGGCAACCCAGGGAAGAGCUCAUAAGAAUGAGUAUGUUAUGGAAUAUGGUAUCAGCUAUGGUACCAAUGGUCUUGAUUAUGUGGAUUUUAAAGAAGAAUCUGGUAAUAUCAAGAUGUUCAAAGGAAACACAAAUGGAGAUACUAUCAAACUUAAUAAAUUUGAAGUUCCAAUUAUUGCACAAUGGAUAAGAAUAAAUCCAACCAGAUGGCGAGAUAGAAUAUCAUUGAGACUUGAAUUAUACGGAUGUGAUUAUGAAUCCGAUGUAUUAUCAUUUAAUGGAUCAUCUUUGGUUCGUUUGGAUUUGUUAAGAGAACCAAUUGAAACAGAUAGACAUUCUAUACGUUUUCGUUUUAAAACAAAUUUUGCAGAUGGUAUACUAAUGUAUUCACGUGGUACACAAGGAGACUUUAUUGCAUUACAAUUACGUGACAAUAGAAUGUUAUUAAAUAUCGAUCUUGGAUCUGGUAUUAUGACGAGUUUAUCAGUAGGAAGUCUUUUGGAUGAUAACAUGUGGCAUGAUGUUGUUAUAUCAAGAAAUAGAAAAAAUAUUUCUUUUUCUGUUGAUAGAGUGUUAAUAAAAGGAAGAGUUAAAGGAGAAUUUCAUCGUCUAGAUUUAAAUAGAGCACUUUAUAUUGGUGGAGUACCUAACAAGCAGGAAGGUUUAGUAAUAGGUCAAAAUUUCACAGGGUGUAUAGAAAAUUUUUAUUUAAAUACUACCAAUAUUAUUCAUGAAUUAAGAGAAACUGAACUUACCGGAGAAAAUCUAAAAUAUCACAAGAUCAACACAAUUUACAAUUGUCCUGAACCUCCUGUCAUUCCUAUAUCAUUUUUAACGCCUGGAUCUUAUGCUCGGCUUAAAGGUUACGAGGGUAUUUCUUCGUUGAAUGUUUCUCUUGGAUUUCGAAGUUACGAAGAUCGAGGAAUAAUUCUUUAUCAUAGAUUUACAUCUCCAGGAUACGUUAAACUAUUCUUAGAACAAGGCAAAUUGAAAAUCGAAAUCGAAACAAAAGGAAAUUCAAAAGUGAUAUUAGAUAAUUUUGAUGAAAAAUUUAAUGACGGAAAGUGGCAUCAGGUUAUCUUAACAGUGGCAAAAAAUACUCUUAUACUAAAUGUCGAUGGUAGACCUAUGAGAACUAAACGUAUUUUGGAAAUGAUAACUGGAUCAUUAUAUUGGAUUGGUGGUAUGACGGGAGAAGAAAGUAACCGUGGAUUUGUUGGCUGUAUGAGAAUGAUAAGUAUUGAUGGAAAUUAUAAGUUACCAACUGAUUGGAAAGAAGAGGAAUAUUGUUGUAAAAAUGAAAUUGUGUUUGAUGCUUGUCAAAUGGUCGAUCGUUGUAAUCCUAAUCCUUGUAAACACUCUGGUAUAUGCACUCAAAAUUCUGAUGAAUUCUUCUGUGAUUGUGCCAAUACUGGUUAUUCAGGAGCUGUUUGUCAUACAUCAUUACAUCCUUUAUCUUGUGAGGCAUAUAAAAAUAUGAAUUCGGUAAAUCAAAGGGCAGAAAUUAAAAUUGACGUUGACGGAAGUGGUCCAUUAGCACCCUUUCCAGUUACUUGUGAAUUUUUUGCCGAUGGACGUGUAAUGACAGUUCUAAGGCAUAGUAACGAAGUUCCAACACCGGUUGAUGGAUUUGAAGAACCAGGCAGUUUUAUUCAAGAUAUUAAUUAUGACGCUGAUCUCGAUCAAAUAGAAGCUUUUUUGAAUCGAUCAACGAGAUGUAGUCAAAGAAUAAAAUACGAAUGUAAACACUCGAAAUUAUUUAAUUCACCAGUUCCGCAGAAUGAUUAUUUUAAACCAAAUUCAUGGUGGGUGAGCAGGCAGAAUCAAAAAAUGGAUUAUUGGGGUGGUGCUUUACCUGGUUCACGUAAAUGUGAAUGUGGAAUACUUGGAAAUUGUGCGGAUCCAAGUAAAUGGUGUAACUGUGAUGCUGACUUAGAAGGUAGACUUGAAGAUAGCGGAGAUAUAACGGAAAAGGAAUAUCUUCCUGUGAAGCAAUUACGUUUUGGAGAUACUGGUACACCAUUGGAUGAAAAAGAAGGCAAAUAUACCCUGGGACCACUUAUUUGUGAAGGAGAUGAUUUAUUCAAGAAUGUAGUAACAUUCCGCAUUGUUGACGCUACAAUUAAUCUACCUACUUUUGAUAUCGGCCAUAGUGGGGAUAUCUAUUUUGAAUUUAAGACGACGAUUGAAAAUGCUGUAAUUAUUCAUAGCAAAGGGCCUACGGAUUAUAUCAAAGUUUCUAUUAAUAGUGGAAAUCAGAUACAUUUCCAAUAUCAAGCAGGUGGUGGACCACUUGCCGUAAGCGUUGACACGUCUUAUAAAUUAGCUGACAAUCAAUGGCAUUCCGUAUCCGUUGAAAGAAAUCGUAAAGAAGCUAGAAUAAUUAUUGAUGGAGCAUUGAAAAACGAAGUCAGAGAACCUCCUGGACCAGUUCGUGCACUUCAUCUUACUUCAGAUUUGGUGAUUGGAGCAACUGUUGAUUAUAGGGACGGCUUUGUAGGUUGUGUAAGAGCUUUGCUUUUAAAUGGACAAUUACAAGAUAUUAGAAGUUAUGCGAGACGUGGAAUAUAUGGUAUAAGUGAAGAUUGUGUGGGACGAUGUGAAAGUAAUCCGUGUCUUAACAAUGGUACAUGUCAUGAAAAAUAUAAUGGAUAUUGGUGUGAUUGUCGUUGGACUGCAUUCAAAGGACCAAUUUGUGCGGAUGAAAUCGGCGUUAACAUGCGUUCAAACUCAAUGAUAAAGUAUGACUUUAUGGGCAGUUGGCGUUCCACUAUUUCUGAAAAGAUUAGAGUUGGAUUUACAACGACUAAUCCUAAAGGUUUCUUACUUGGUCUGUUCUCAAAUAUUUCAGGAGAAUAUAUGACGAUCAUGGUUUCUAACAGCGGUCAUUUACGUGUCGUUUUUGAUUUCGGUUUCGAACGACAAGAAGUUAUAUUUCCAUCGAAACAUUUUGGUUUAGGACAGUAUCAUGACGUUAGAUUAAGUAGAAAAAAUUCUGGAUCCACUCUUGUAUUAAAAGUUGAUAAUUAUGAACCUAAAGAAUUCCAUUUUGAUAUUAAAACCUCCGCUGAUGCUCAAUUCAAUAAUAUUCAAUAUAUGUAUAUAGGUAAAAAUGAAUCUAUGACGGAAGGAUUUGCAGGUUGUAUAUCUAGAGUCGAAUUCGAUGAUAUAUAUCCUUUGAAAUUAUUAUUUCAAGAGAAUGGACCAGGAAAUGUUAGAUCUUUAAGUAAUACACCUGUUACCGAAGAUUUUUGCGGAGUAGAACCAAUUACACAUCCACCAAAUAUUGUUGAAACACGACCGCCACCUGAUGUAGACGAAGACAAAGUUAGAGCUGCUUAUAAUGAAGUUGAUACUGCAAUUUUAGGAAGUAUAUUAGCUGUUAUUAUUAUAGCUUUAGUAAUUAUGGCAGUACUUAUAGGAAGAUACAUGUCGAGGCAUAAAGGCGAAUAUUUGACUCAAGAAGAUAAAGGUGCUGAAAUUGCAUUAGAUCCAGAUUCAGCGGUUGUUCACUCUACGACCGGCCAUCAAGUUCAAAAGAAAAAAGAAUGGUUUAUAUAAAUCUAUAAGGUAAUAUAAUUAGCGAGUGCACGUUUAUCUUUGGAUAUAUUAUUAAGAGAAAAAAAGUAUACAUAGGGAGAUGAGAGUCCAAAAUUUGUACUUUGUUUCUCUAUUCCCAUGUAAUUAUAAAAUUAAUGAUAAGUGUUUGACAUAGUAGAAAUGACUGUCUACCACUUUAUACAGUUAUAAGAUAAAUCAACGAAAAUGUUACAAUAAUCGCUAUUAUUAAUUAUAAAAGAGAACUUUAAGUUCAACGAGCUCAGAAAAUAAAUGUCGAAUGAAUUGCCACGAUCGAUAAAAUGAAAAACUAUAUAAGAAUUUCAUUAGUGCAGGGACUAA